AUCGCUGACGUCGCCACCCUGAAGUUCAUUGUUAUUAUCUUGGCCGCCGGGAUGGUGGCCUUCAUCGGAGCGGUUAUCUGCAUCAUCGCAGCCGUUCACACCGGGUCCUCCAGGGCUGCCUCGGCACCACAGCAACCAGCAACCGACAACCACUCGCUGUAUCCGGGCGCGGAUACUGCGGCCGGCUCCGUGGCCCGGGCCGGAUCUUUGGGCGCUCUCCAUGGUUCUGAAACACCCGAUUCAGAAGCACCGACCUUCAACAUCGGGCUCAGCGGGCUGGACGGUGUCACCGGACUCACCGGGCAUGACCCAACGGUCAGUCGACUCAUCUGCACGCCGAUCCCCGCCGGGGAAUGCAAUACGAAAAACUUUCAGCAACAAGCAGAAGACCCGUCGCUGUACGCGGGGGAAGACUGGGGCUACCUCCGCACCACCGCGGAGGAGCUCCGGCAGACCGUCCUGCAACAAAAGGACCAGAUACUGACCGACCAGCGGACCAUCAGGGACCUGACGGGGAAACUAUCCGAGUGUGAGAAGGGGCUGGACGGCGGCAGCAGCAGCGCGGACAGACGCGGGAGCGCUGCGGGGUUGUGGGGGGCCAAAGGCUCGGCAGAGGAGACGCACAUGGAGCGGAUCAUGGUGCGGGACAGCCCGGGCUCGACGCCCGAAAAUGUCCACUUGCUCACCGUUAGGGCAGUGGAUGAACUGGAGCAGGCAAUCACUCAGCUCAAAGACCGCAUAGAGAAACUGGAGUCAGACAUUGGCCCAUUUCCUCACAACCAGACGGACAGCAACACCUCAGGAGCGCCAGAGGAAGGCGGGAUGUCUGGCGGUCCGGAAAGGUUGGCCGAUCCCGGGAACAAAGCUGGUGCUGACAGGCCCUGGAGGAUGGAAGACUUGGAGGGGGAGCUGGAGAGGAAGGUGGAGCUGCUGGAGAAAGAGAGAAAAACCCUGAGGCUGGAAACAGAGAAGCACAGGCAAGGAAUCGACCGGGGCAUCAAUAAGCUACAUCACCGAAUCUCAGGACUGGAGGAAGGUGUCUCAGGACAUUCCUUCCCAGAGGGCUACCGGUUGUCUUUCCCAACUCGGACAAACUACAUGUACGCUGUUAUGAAAGCCUCCAUCCCAGCGCUGCGGGCCUUCACCGCCUGCCUGUGGCUGCGGCCCGCAGAGGGAGGAAUCGGGACACCUCUGUCUUACGCUGUUCCCGAGCAACCCAACGAACUGGUGCUGCUGCAAGGCCUGCAUACCCCCACUGAGCUGCUCAUCAAUGACAAGGUGGCGCAGUUGCCUCUAAACCUCUCCCGAGGCAGCUGGCAGCACAUCUGUGUGAGCUGGAGCCAGAAGGGAGGAGCUUGGCAGGCCUACCAGGGGGGAAAGCUGAGGGGCGAGGGUCACGCGCUGGCAGCCGGACAUCACAUCAGACCUGGAGGAGUGCUCAUACUGGGGCAGGAGCAGGAUUCCCUUGGUGGAGGUUUUGAUUCAUCCCAGGCCCUGGUUGGAGAGCUGUCCCAGGUGGGUCUUUGGGACCGGGUCCUGUCUUCCAACCAGGUCGCCAGCUUGGCCCGCUGUGGCAGAGUAAGCCAGGGCAGUGUGGCCCCCUGGACCGAGAACGGAGUUGAGGUUUACGGUGGAGCAACCAAGGACCCGGGGGAGCCUUGUAGUAAACACAACAGGAAUUCUCGAUGACCGGUGGGGGAAGGGGAAGUGAGAGAGAGCAGGGCAAAGGGAGGGGUAAAGUUCUAGCCCUUUCAAGAAGGUAGGAUUCUGCCCAUCAUUAAUACCGUUAAAGGGUUUUCUAAACAACUCUACGUGACAUGGACUGACAAGUAUGUAAAAAAAAUGGAAAAUUAAUGGUAAUGUUAUAUAUCUAUAUGAGAUGAGUCAAGGCUUUGCAGUUACUUCACCACACUUUGCAAUACAAGAUGAUAUUCCCCAUAAAUAUAGCUGUAGUAUGGGCUCACAUCAUAUUUUGUAAAUGACUUAUAAGUAAAUUUAUAUAGCCUAUGUAUCCAAAUAAAGUAAAUUUGAUUCAGGCCGCACUAAACUGUCAUUGGUCCUAGCUCCUCUGUGCUUUGUUAGCAAACCAGCUAGCAGUCAAACUAGUGAAAGCAACUAAGGUAAAUGGUAAUAUGUGAAUUCUAGCAAACAAUUGAACCUCCUGCUAGCUAAUUAGCAGGCAAAUGUGUUAGAUCAAUACCACUCUCAUGUCUGCACAGUAAAUAUGAAGCUACCAUCAGCAGCCAGCUAACUUAACUUAGCGUAAAACUAAAAACAUGGGGGAAACAGCUAGCAUGACUCUGUCCAAAGUUAACAAAAUCCGCCAAGUAACACCUUACACUCGUAAUGAACUAAUUUACACAUGGCUUGUCUAAUCCGCACAAAAAAAUAAUUCUUGUUUUUACACUUGUUUUUUUAUGGAUUAAACAAACAAGAUAUAAUAAUAGAUAUAGUAUAUCUAUUAUUAUAUCUUGCUGAAAGGAUUUCUUUCAUGAGCUUUAGGGGGGGCUGGUAGGCAAAAUGUGUUCUCUUUGGACAAAGCUAGGCUAGCUUUUUCCACCUGUGACCAGUCUUUAUGCUAAGCUAAAUUAGCCAGCUGCUGAUCGUACCUGUAGCUUCAUACUUAGCGUACAUUAUGCAAGUGUCAAUCUUCUUGUCAAAUUCUCAGCAACAAAGCGAACAAGUGUAUUUGCCAAAAUGUUGAACUUGAUGACCACAGCCUAUUUCUUCUGUUGAGACAGCCGAGCUGGGAGAAAUGAAUUGAGUUGUUCACAGCUGCUGUAGCCCUGACCUCCACUACGGCUGCUAGAAGUCGUGUAAAGCCAGCUGAAAUCCCUCCACGAGUGCAGCAGGGUGGAGUUAUUUCUGUGAUUAGGUCUGCGACAGCUUUAGAGUCGGGAGUCAAGGUAAGGUGAUGAAAAGUCUUGGACAAUGCUGGGGGAAUGUUAAAUAGUAGAUGGCAGCAAGGGGUAGAUGAUGAAAGAAUAAGCAAAGAGGGAGGACACGGUAAAAAAAAAAUAGAUAGAUUGGGCACUUUUAAGGAGUGAUGCUACAUUGUUUUCACCUCUGCAUGAUGUAUUCAUAUACCUGUAAUGUCUUGCCACUGCGCUGCACUGUGCAGGUCACACGCUGCCUCCUGCAUCCACUGCUGGUAUAGGUGGCUGUCUUUGUGUUUGUCUAUAAGGCCUGAGGGUCUCUAAUGAAAUACUGAACAAAUCCAAAACAAGGAGUCUUAUUCCCAUAAGGAAAUCACCACCAAAAGCAGAAUCUUACUCUUUGGGGCCAUUUUACACCUUUUUUAAAAAGCCUUUGCCCCAUUUAUGUCAUUCUGUGCAAAUUUAGAAAGUCAAAGUAUGUGCUCUGAUCAAGGAAAUGUGUCUCAGAUGAUAUCUUUUGGCUUCAUCGUGUAGUACAUACACGUUAUGUUCUUUAAAUUCAUGCAACCUUCAAACACACAUAACAUUUGUUAUUUUCAAAUUUAAAUAAUGCACUCAGUCAUUUUUACAUUCUUAGAUAUUGACUGUUUCUUCUUUGCAAUUUUAUACAUGCAACCACUCAAUAGUGUGGUUUGAUUAUUGAACAACCUGCAACCUCCAACUCUUCCAACCUUCCUACAUUCCAUGCAUGAGUCGUACUGUAUGUUUGUUACACGCGUCAGUGCAUCCGCUACAUGUUUCUGAAGAUCCAUCUCUGAUCAUGUUUGUACUCCAAAAACAUUUUAAUGAUUAUUUCCUACUGUUUGUGUGAUACGUGAUGUUAAACACAGAUUGUUCAUUUCAGUCUUUUCUGAAACACUGGCUCUCCCUAACAUAAAAAUAUAAUCCUUAGUGGAAAGUGCCUGUCAGGGUGUUUGUACCCAUGUAGACAAAAUCAUCUAAUUUCUUAUCCUGAUGGAAAAAAUUAACACUGCGAGAUAUUUUGAACUAAUCAAGCAUCAGUGUUUCAGGGAAUUCCCUGGUGGAUUUUUUUAAGAUUCAAGAGGUUUGAUUAAAAACAUUUGAAACUACAGUGCCGCCAAACGGAUGCACAAUCGGGUCAAAAUCAUCUUGCCAUGUCUAAUAGUGUCUUUGAUGAUGCCCUUUCAGUCUGCAGCGUUAUUAACAAUAUUAUGCCUGUCUGUUCAGCUCAUGUUAGAGCUUUUUUGGGGGGCUUUUGGAUAGUGUUGUGGCAUUAUUCUGUUUACAUUUACUGGAAUUAAAGGCUUUUAAACUCCAUUGGCAAUGUUUCCUUACAUGACAAUUCAGAUCUUUUUUUUUUUCACUGUAUGCAUUGGUAUCUGUCUAUUUUCAUGUUGUUGUUUGUAUAAAUAGUGUAUGUCCAUGUCUUGUAAGGUGUUGUAUUGUUCUGCAUAUGUGCCCUGUCCAAACCUUAAGUCUUUAUUAAAGUCCUAAUUUUCAGAUGUAAA
This is a messenger RNA of Perca fluviatilis (European perch), 4405 nucleotides long. It is a transcript of the gene cbx6b, whose product is annotated as chromobox homolog 6b. The transcript is spliced from 5 exons. The record is from RefSeq and is a predicted model, not a curated record. NCBI's taxonomy places the organism in Eukaryota, Metazoa, Chordata, Actinopteri, Perciformes, Percidae. The annotation marks the transcript as partial.